AUGUGGGUGACAGCUGGCGCUUCACCGCUACUACAAGUUCUGUUGCUCAUACUCGCAACACUAUCCGGACUCGUCAAAGGCCAAUUGGAAGGGCGAGCGUUGCGUUUGACCAACAAGGAUUGGAACGCGACCAGAGGCCGACCCUUUACGAUCUUUUGGGCCGACAGCAGUGGAGAAACCGUGUCGAUCUUCUUGUUCACCAAGUCGGCCGACAAGCAAACCCUCGCGCUCGUCAACAAGCUGGCCGACACAAAGGAAGGACAAUACACUGCCACGCUCCAGUCGACCCUUGCCCCCGGAGAAUAUGCCUUUGGGGUGAACGAUGGCGCUCUAUACUACUCGCCCUUCUUCCAACUUGGCAGCCAGGAUCAGUCCCUGGCAGCACUAGCCACCAACGCAAAUCAGACAACUUCAAGCAAUAGCAGCACAACAGCACCCUCCAGCCCACCCAACUCGACAGGUGCACUCCAAUCAACAACACCAACCCAAAACCCAUCUUCAACCGCGAACCCCGAAUCCACCGGGCCCCAGACAGCCCCAAGUGGCCCCACAGACGGUGAAAAGAUCGGACUGGGCGUGGGCGCGACCCUGUUCGUCGUCCUCCUCGCCAGCGUGCUGGGCUGCCUUGUCCGCCGCGUCCGCAAGCAGACGCAGCUGGGCGACGACGACGACGACGACGACGACCGCACCAUGGCCGUGCGGGACCCACGCGGGGGCCUGAGGACCGCGCCCUGCGUCCCCACAAACGCGCGCGGCGAGCCCAGGCCGCCGCGGCGACCCGGCUCCGUCGCCCGCAGCGCCCACUGGGCGCGGUGCGUCCCCUCAAAGGGCGCGCUGACGCUGGCGUCCGUCAACACCUUUGAGCUGGCCGCCGACCCGCCCGGCUCGCCGAGGCACGACGCGCUGCAUGCCUCGCAGUCCGGGUUGACGUCGCUGCUGGAGGUCUCGCCGGCCACCCCGUCGGUACGGACCGAGUCGCUGGCCGAGCUGAGCGCAGAGCCUCGCUGUGAGGCCCGAGAAUAA
Molecule: messenger RNA, 1023 nt
Organism: Gaeumannomyces tritici R3-111a-1
Lineage: Eukaryota; Fungi; Ascomycota; Sordariomycetes; Magnaporthales; Magnaporthaceae
Exons: 2
Coding region: 1-1023 (340 amino acids)
Source: RefSeq, a predicted model, not a curated record